AUGCAGCGAUACAGAGAAGUUAGAGGGAAGUCAGAGAAAUCAAACUGCUCCUUUAAAGGGAGAGUUGCAUGCUAAUUCGUCAUUGACUUUAACUGUUGAGAAUUAGUAACAAUUUUCUGGAGAUCUGAAAGGAAAAGGAAGUUUUGUGACUUUUCAUGCCGGGGAAAAUGUCUAAUUCUGGAGUUAAUCCACACUUGGAGGGGAUCAUUUCAGAUUUUGAAGCUCUGAAGAGGUCCUUUGAGGUGGAGGAUGUCGACACUUCCUCUAACCUCUCCCCCGGCUCCCGUCGAACGACUAACUCCCCUCACCGCAACGCCAUGUCUCCCACCAGCAUCUACUACCGGGACCUGGGCUCUGCCGCCACAGCAACUAACAACAACAACCUCAAUUACACCCAACCUCGCUCCAUCAUGGGUGGAGGAGGCUCCAAGACUCCAGAACCUGUCUCACGUCGAUCCGAGCUCUCAAUCGACAUUUCCUCUUCCUCCACCAAGUCGGUAGAUAACGCCACCAGCCCUGCAUCCACACGCUUCGCCACCAACAGCGCCCUUAAACGCCCCGAAGUCCUGGGUCACUCCAAGACUCCUGAGAUGAGCCACAAGAGGGAGGUCACGUUUGCCAAAACACCCAAUGAUUCCCCGGUGAUACGCCGCAACGAGGGCAACAACAACGGCACCAGCAAGACUCCAGAGCAGAAUCACACCCGCAAGUUUGAGCCUCCAAGUCCCGCGGACAUUCGUAAACCUGAAAUCAGCAUCACCAGAGCUCCACCUGAAAACAACGGCCACCACCCUGCAGUGCACCACCCGCAUCACCCCAAUCCUCACCACAACACCAUUGUCACCACUUUCCGCUGCUCCUCGCCCAAUCACGCUGGACGGAAAUCACCAAACUAUGGGUCAGAGACCAAUCUGAGCCACAGCAACAUGUCUGAGACCGGCAAGCCCCACCACCCCAACCCACAGGGUAAGGGCGAAAAGAGCCAUGGAAAUGACUUCAGCUAUGUGGGCAUCGAUGCCAUCCUGGAGCAGAUGAGGAGGAAGGCCAUGAAGCAGGGCUUUGAGCUCAACAUCAUGGUUGUGGGGCAAAGUGGUUUGGGAAAGUCCACUCUGAUGAACACCUUGUUCAAAUCCAAAGUGAGUCGUAAGUCAGUGCAGCCCGACCCAGAGGAGAGGAUCCCCAAGACCAUCGAGAUCAAGUCCAUCAGUCACGACAUCGAAGAGAAAGGAGUGAGGAUGAAGCUUACAGUGAUUGACACUCCAGGCUUUGGGGAUCAGAUCAACAAUGAAAAUUGCUGGCAGCCCAUCAUGAAGUUCAUCAACGACCAGUAUGAAGUGUACCUGCAGGAGGAAAUCAACAUCAACAGAAAGAAGAGGAUCCCAGACUCUCGGGUUCACUGCUGCAUAUACUUCAUCCCUCCUACAGGCCACUGUCUUAGGCCCUUGGAUGUGGAGUUCAUGAGGCGUCUCAGCAAGGUGGUCAACAUCGUCCCUGUCAUCGCCAAGGCCGAUACACUCACCCUGGAGGAGAGGGACUACUUCAAACAGACGAUUAGGGAAGAGCUGCGAGCCAACGGGAUCGAAGUUUACCCUCAGAAAGAGUUUGAUGAAGAUGCAGAGGACAGGAUGAUCAAUGAUAAAAUCAGGGAGAUGAUUCCUUUUGCUGUAGUGGGCAGUGAUCAGGAGUACCAGGUGAACGGCAAGAGGAUUCUGGGAAGGAAAACAAAAUGGGGCACCAUAGAAGUUGAAAACAUUGCACACUGCGAGUUUGCUUACCUGCGAGACCUUCUCAUCAGGACACACAUGCAGAACAUCAAGGAUAUCACAGGCAGCAUCCACUAUGAGACGUAUCGCGUCCGCCGCUUAAAUGAAUCCAACGCCCACUUCAGCACGCACCCGUCCGACCACCCUGCAGUUCAGCCUCAGACCAACGGCCAGCCGGAGGAGCAGCCCCACGUUCUGCAGGCCAACGGGGUGGCUGCACAGCAUGAAGCCCUGUCCCAUGAGAUGUAGAGAGCUAGUUCAUGACAUCAGGACACAGCAAGGCACAAAACAUACAUUCACACAUGCAGUCUGUUUACAUGAAAAAAGCCACACACAUAUUAGCACACUGUCAGGCUGUGAAGCCUUUUUUUUUUGUUACCAAGAAGGACUUUUUGUUGCCAAAAAAAUACCUAAAAAGGAGUUUCAAUUCAUCAAGGAGUUAGCAAAUCUCAGUUUUUCUUUCUUUAGGUUGAACAGAAAUUCUCAGCAAAAUCAAGUCUUCCUUAAAGAUCCAGAUAGUCUGCAGAUAUUGUUUCUGUUCCUUUAAUCUGACUGCCAAAUGCAAUCUCUAUCAAGGAUUGUUUACAAUAAACCAAGACAGACAUCAGGCCAUAGAUGAAGUAAAGCAUACAUGUCUCCUAUCUGAGCUUUUGCUGCUUGAUUUUUAAAAGUGUUUGCUGGCUGUCACAACUGCAGUGGAGUGCAGUUGCCAUGCAAAUAUGAUGAGAAAAGUCAGUGAAGAAAGGUAUGUAUUUUUUCAGAAUCAGCCACUUUGAUGGAUAAAUAACGCACAUGAGAAAAAAGCCUUCUGUGUAGAGAAUACCUCUGCAGGAUCUUUGGUAAACAGGAGUUCAAGCAUGCAGGGCUGUCUAGAUGAGAAGAAACAACACAAUCAAAGUGAAGAACAACAUAUCAGAUGGUACUAGAUUAGCUCUAAUUGUUAGUGCCACUGGCCUGGUCUGCUUUGUGUUGUGGUGUAUAGUUUUGUAUAGAUAAUAGGGUGAAGUAGGGAUAAUAUUUAGGUAUUACAGAGGAAUUAAAGGUAUUGUCGACACCUCCACACUGUGAAAUAAUAACAAAAAAAUGAAAGCAACAGCAGUGUGGAGCAGUUUUCAGAAAAUAACGAGUCCUAAUGUCAUUUUUCCAUUGUGUUACGUUUUUAAAAACCCUUUUUGCCACACCAUCCUUUCUCUUUCUAUAUAAUGCCAAUGUUGUGUAAUACAGUCAUACUUUGCAUUUUACAUUGCUCAUUUAUAGUUGUAUUUUAAUUGCUGUUGUUCAUGUUUUAAUAUUAUUGUAUAAGAUGAGGGUUGUGGAGGAAUCUGUGCAACUGUUGCAGCUUCUUGUCCUUUUUUCUGACUGUAAACCAAAUAAAAGUCAUUUUUUCCUGUUUUAAAGUGAAGCACAUAUAGUAUAUAGAGUUGAUUUAUGAACAGGUAUUUAUGUGUAUGUUAAGUGUAAUCCGUUUAAUUCAGCUUUCAUUCCAGAUGUGGGCUUCCAGAGGUCUUUAACAGUGAUGCUCUUUAGCUUUAGACAGUGUUUGCUUUCUGUUGCCUGAAUUUAUACAGUGUGUUCCUCCUGUUGGCUAGGCUGCACUAUAACAACUAGCACCAAAGGACUUAACCUGCUAGUGCAAGAGUGUGUUUUUUACAUUAAUUGAUAUUAGUCUCAACCAAUCCUGCCAAUAGAAAAAUGGUUAGAAAUGUGAUGUUUUCAUACAUUUUGUUAGAGGGAAAACUUUACAGCCACCAAGAGAAGGGAUUAAUGUCAUACACAGUAAAUAACCAACAUAAUGUAGCAUUUUUUUCCUGAAAACAAGUGGAGAUUUAACAAAGGCUACAUCUGAAUUCUUCUAGUUUUGAGUCAAAAUAGCUGAACUUUUCAUUUGAACUCUGUAGACAUAAACAGGAGCGAUAAUACUUUCAAUAAACCAUAAGAACAGUUGGAAAAGAAAAUUGGGUUACUCUUUGUUGACUGUUGUAUAGUUCUUGUGUAAUUUGUAUUGGUAUUCUAGAUUAAGGUUUUAUCUUUGAUAUGCUAUCUUAAGAAUAAAGAUUGAUAUUUUUAUUGUUUAAA
Messenger RNA from Cheilinus undulatus (humphead wrasse), 3839 nucleotides. RefSeq names its product septin 9b (gene septin9b). Gene Ontology annotation, biological process: cytoskeleton-dependent cytokinesis. NCBI's taxonomy places the organism in Eukaryota, Metazoa, Chordata, Actinopteri, Labriformes, Labridae. The transcript has 11 exons. Gene Ontology annotation, cellular component: septin ring; microtubule cytoskeleton; cell division site. Gene Ontology annotation, molecular function: molecular adaptor activity; GTP binding; GTPase activity. The record is from RefSeq and is a predicted model, not a curated record. The coding region runs from base 156 to 2012 and encodes 618 amino acids.